AUGACCCAGGAACACAUCAGCCUGAGUGAUCUGGCGCAGUUGACAACUCACGUGUCUACGUUCCUGUCUAAGGAGCUUAAUGUCGGCCUAGGCGAUGUGGUUGCAGUCUAUUCGAGAAACUCGAUAUGGUAUCCUGUUGCCAUGUUGUCGGCUGUGCGCAUCGGGGCCAUGGCAUGUCCAAUCUCUCCAGACUAUACAGCUGAUGAGCUCAUGCAUGGCCUGAAUCUAGCUCGACCGAAAGUUAUAUUCACCAGUGUGGAACUCAUCAAUGGGGCUCAGGCAGCCGCUGAAAAACUCGGCGUCCCUCGACGACGUCGACGAGUGGACGCGAGUUCGGACCCUUUCGAAACGAACAGCAUACAAGACGUGGCAGCGAUCGGAAAGACAUAUUGCCCAGAAGAUCAGGCCUUGGUCUACCGGGUCCCGAGUGCCAAAACAAAUCACAGCGUAUGCGCAGUUCUUUGCUUCAGCAGCGGUACAACGGGGCUUCCAAAAGCCGUCAUGAUUUCCCACGCGAAUAUCAUAGCGCAAUGUCUUCAGAUCCAGCAGAUCACGCCAGUAGACCACGACAAGAUUCUCGCUGCACUACCAUACAACCAUAUCACGGGGAUAAUUCAUCAGCUGCACCUCCCAAUCUUGCUGCAAGCCAAUGUCUACAUUCUUCCCAAGUUCAAUUUCGAGGACAUGCUUCGCAUAGUGAUGGAAAACAAAAUCAAGGAACUGCUCACAGUUCCUCCAAUUCUCGUACGGCUAGUCCAACAGCCUCAUAUUGUGGCAAAAUACAACUUAUCCCAUCUUCGUCGCUUCUCGACAGGUGCUGCGCCGCUCCCGAACGAGAUAUUGAAACGGUUAGAGCAGCAAUUCCCCCAGACGGGCUUCAAGCAAGCAUACGGUAUGACAGAAUCAACUUCGGCAAUUUGUUCUCAUCCACCUACGAAGUACGCUUACAAAUACGGCUCGAAAGUGGGCAUGAUCGUUGCUUCAACCGAAGUCAAGAUUGUUGAUCCGGGAACCGGCCAGAUCUGUGGUGUUGGCGAAGCCGGAGAAAUAUGGGUUCGAGGGCCGCAAGUUGUCAUGGGAUAUCUUGAUAACCAAGAAGCAACAGCCGAUACCAUCGACCAGGCCGGAUUUCUUCACACAGGCGACAUCGGUAACGUUGACGAGGAAGGCUUCUUGAGUAUCACAGACCGAAUCAAAGAAAUGAUCAAGGUCAAGGGUGUUGGUGUUGCCCCAGCUGAAAUAGAGAACUUCCUCUUGGGCCAUCCUGCUGUUCAAGACUGUGCAGUCUGUGGCAUCUCUGAUGAGCGAGCUGGAGAACGCCCAAAGGCUUUUGUUGUCAUGGCAAAUUCAAGUCUAAAUCCAGUUGUGACUGCAGAGAAGCUCCUGGCGUUCAGCAAGAAGGAGUCGAGCCGGGAGAAGGCCAUCAAAGAGAUUGCAAUUGUCACAGCUAUUCCAAAAAGUCCAUCAGGCAAGACUUUGCGAAGGGAACUCAACAAGCUGCAGCAGGAAAGGAUUCUAGCAGUCGCGCAAGAUAAAAUCAUGUCGAGAAUGUGA
Messenger RNA from Clonostachys byssicola, 1554 nucleotides. NCBI's taxonomy places the organism in Eukaryota, Fungi, Ascomycota, Sordariomycetes, Hypocreales, Bionectriaceae. The record is from the annotation of a GenBank genome assembly.